Molecule: messenger RNA, 1611 nt
Organism: Pyricularia pennisetigena
Lineage: Eukaryota; Fungi; Ascomycota; Sordariomycetes; Magnaporthales; Pyriculariaceae
Exons: 2
Coding region: 1-1611 (536 amino acids)
Biological process (GO): cellular response to oxidative stress; hydrogen peroxide catabolic process; response to reactive oxygen species
Molecular function (GO): peroxidase activity; heme binding
Source: RefSeq, a predicted model, not a curated record
AUGAGACCAGUGCUACUGUGUGCGACAGGCGCCUGGCUCGGCCAGGUCAGCGCCGAAUACACCUGGCCUUCCCCUCACGAUGAGCUGGAAGAUAUCCUGUCCCUGCAAUCCGGUCUCUAUGCCCGCAACUUCGUAGCAGGUGUAACCCCUUGCCUUCAGGGCGGCAACGUCAAAGGUCGCCAAAACGCCGCCGAAUGGAUUCGCACUGCCUUUCACGACAUGAUCACCCAUUCUGCAGGUAAUAACGACGGACCUUCUACCGGCGGCCUGGACGGUUCGAUCUGGUUCGAGCUCGACCGUCCUGCAAAUUCUGGCCUGGCAUUUAACAACACCUUCAACUUCUUCGCAUACCUCUACUCCCGCCGCGCCUCUGCCGCAGACCUGCUGGCCAUGAGCGUCAUUGUCUCGCACAGCGCUUGUGGGAGUCCAACCAUUCCCAAGAUUCCGUUCCGCGCUGGCAGGAUCGACGCUUCCGGGGCGGGCCCGACUGGUGUUCCCGAAGCGUUCACACCCCUGGACGAGACUGCUUCCCAAUUUCGAAAGGCUGGACUCUCGGAAAAGGAGAUGAUCCAGCUCGUGGCGUGCGGGCAUACCCUCGGCGGUGUGCACAGUAACAAUCACCCGCAGAUCGUGCCAGGAGACAGCAGUAUAUGGAACGAUACGGUCGAGACGUUCGACAGGACGCCGCACAGCUUCGACAAUCAUAUUGCGAAGGAGUACAUGCAGGGAGUGACGAGGAACCCUCUCGUCAUCGGGGCGAACGACACGCUCAACUCGGAUAAGCGCAUCUUUGAGUCUGACGGAAACAAGACGAUCAGCGAACUGGCAGCUCAGUCAAGUACCUUUGAGGAAGUCUGCGCAAGUGUUUUCCGCAAAAUGAUUGAUACCGUGCCGGCAGGUGUGGAGCUGUCAAAGCCCAUUGAAGCCGUUGACGUGAAGCCAUACAUCAUCGAUCUCUCGGUGGAUGGCGAUGGUAAUUUGCAAUUUGCAGGUCGCAUCAGGGUAAGGACGACAGAUGGAAGAGACGAGAAGAGCCUGGCUGUAACUCUCUUUCUCACCGACCGACAUGGCGAAGCUCUCACGAGUCUCGAGACAACCUACUCUGGGAAUGCGACUGGUCUUUACGGGGAGAAGUUUGCUUGGUACGAGUACCGCACCAUGCUCGACGGGAAGAGAGGGGUCAGCAAAUUUGAUAUUCACCUCGUUGAAGCUGAUGGCACAGUCCAAGUCCACACCAAUGGCGGGGGAGGUUUCCCUGUAGAUGACUCGGUGGUCUACCAACGUGCUGCCUCGUGUGUCUCGCGCACGAGCUCAGGCGGGUUCAGAAACGCGACCAUCACGGCAGCGGUCCGCAAAAAAGAGGCUGACCUUUCACUGUCAGUAGACGUGGUACGGCUUCAAAGGCGACAAGGUAUUGCUGUUAGGGCGAUGGAGGUCGAAAGGUUGGCUCUCCAGGCUGGACAGACACAGGGAGACUGGGUUAUAUUCAGUGCCCCUGUUCAAUUUGCGACAGCGGCGUGGGCCACAACUUUUGACUUGGUCCAGGACGGACCCGACGGAAAGGGGUCAAAGUUGGAGUUUAUUAGGACGGAAUCAUGCCCUCGAAAAUAG